Messenger RNA from Necator americanus (New World hookworm), 2226 nucleotides. RefSeq lists its product as uncharacterized. The transcript has 20 exons. Gene Ontology annotation, biological process: protein phosphorylation. Lineage: Eukaryota; Metazoa; Nematoda; Chromadorea; Rhabditida; Ancylostomatidae. The record is from RefSeq and is a predicted model, not a curated record. Gene Ontology annotation, molecular function: ATP binding; protein kinase activity. The coding region runs from base 1 to 2226 and encodes 741 amino acids.
AUGCAGGCAAGUAGUAGCGGUGAUCCUCGAAUACAUGUAACCCUACAAUAUGGGAACAAUAAGGAGAUGGUAAUUCUGGAAAGGACAGAUGAACCUCAGGUUUUCGAAUCGUUACGACGUCGAGCUCGUGCGUUAGUGGAAAGGACAAGUCCUGGCGAAAGUGAACUGCAUCUGUUUCGACACGAUUACGACUCGCCAAGCGUUUUACAGCAUAUUGGCAGUAUAUCGCAAUUGAAUAACGGUUGCAUAGUGGAAGUGAUUGUAGUGGAUCGAAAUGAGAAACCAACACGACCGCAUGUGCUUGAGGUGAAAAACUACAUGACGUUGACAUUCUGUGACUUUUGCGGUGCUAUGCUAACUGGUCUAAUGCGUCAAGGACUUCAUUGUGUCGCAUGCAAAUGUAAUUUCCAUCGUCGCUGUACUGAAGCACCUCGUAACAAUUGCGUAUCGGCAACACCUGGCCUAUCAACAAUGAGUCCCGUACCGAUGGGACCCGGAGGAAUAGGAGUAGGAACUCCGCUUCCGCCGGGAACACCAAGUGCCGCCUUGGAACUUCCUCAUACGCUCGCCGAAAACAAUUACCUGACACCAACGAAGUGCAAAAUUUGUGACAAAAUGCUUAAGGGUUUAAUUCGACAAGGAUUAAAAUGUAGGGAUUGUGGGGUGAACGUUCACAACAAAUGCGCUCAUCAACUUCCAUCAAAUUGCACACUUUCCGAUCAUGCAAUAAGUCGAAUGAGCAUCAAUGAAUCAACACCGCCACCACCAUCUCGUGGAAAUCUCGUCAAUAUGGAUGAUGAGCCAAGCAGCAGCGAGAAUAUACCGUUAUUCCGAUUGCCUGGUCAAGUCUCGUCCAGGAGCACAACCCAGCCAAAAGUGGAAGGAUGGAUGAUUCAUUUUCUGCUCUCGGAUCCAGAGCGACGACUAAAACAUUACUGGAUUCUCGCAAACGAUGCGAUCAAUAUGUAUAACGAGUAUAAUGAAGGUGUAAAUCCGAAUAAAUGCUAUAUGGUGCUUCCUCUAGCUGAAAUUCUCGCGAUCACUCCUCAUCAAGGACCACCAGUCCACUCCAAAUUCCCUCCUCAUUGCUUUGAGAUCCGAACUAUUUCUAAUGUUGUUUACUGUGUUGGUGAGAAUCUACAUGCAUACUCUGGUGGACCACCGAAGAAAAUGCCUCGAAGUCUGAGUAUUCGACCUCCUUCCAAUACUCAGUUGUGGUUUCAGGCAUUGAAAGAUGCGCUACAACCACCAGUUAGUCGGAAUGAUCCACCAAACGCAGAACGAGCAUUGGAGUUCGCUGAACUCUAUCAGGUUCUCAGUGAAAAAGUGCUUGGUUCGGGUCAAUUUGGAACCGUUUAUAAUGCAAUUCAACGACAUACUGGCGUUGAGGUAGCAGUAAAGGUAAUUUCAAAAGAGCGAUUUUCAAAGAAGAGCAACGGAGUAGAAUCGAUGAGAGCUGAGGUUGCCAUACUACAACGUGUAUGUCAUAGUGGAAUCGUUCGUCUGGAAUUCAUGUGCGAAACAAAGGACAAAAUAUUUGUUGUUAUGGAAAAAAUGAAUGGAGAUAUGUUAGAAAUGAUACUUAGUCAGGCUGCUGGACGGCUUGACGAACGUGCUACUCGUUUCCUCCUUGUGCAAAUUUUAUCCGCACUUAAAUACCUCCAUAAACAAGGAAUCGCUCAUUGUGAUUUGAAACCUGAAAAUGUUCUUCUAUCUGAGAUGAACACAAAUUUUCCGCAGACAAAAAUUUGUGAUUUCGGCUACGCCAGGUUCAUUCCCGAAUCACAAUUCCGUAAAACAAUCGUUGGAACACCAGCCUACUUGCCUCCGGAAGUACUGCUUCGACAAGGUUACAAUAAAUCGCUGGACAUGUGGUCUGUCGGUGUGAUUAUUUAUGUGACGUUAUCCGGGACGUUCCCAUUCAAUGAAGGAGAAGAGAUAGCUGACCAGAUCCAGAAUGCCGCCUUCAUGUUUCCGGCUGAACCUUGGGGAGAAGUAUCACCAGCAGCUAUUGAUUUGAUACAACGCCUUCUACGAGUCAAGAUCGAAGAACGCCUCACUAUCGAGGAAUGUUUGGCCCAUGAAUGGUUGAAAGGAGAACAAUUAUAUCGUGAUUUACGGAGUUUAGAGCUGCGAUUGAAAUGUCCACGAUAUCUCACAAGUCCUGCUGAUGAUGAAAAAUAUGCAGAAUUCUUACAACAACAAGGACUUGUCCCACAGUUAUGA